GUUGGCACAACACACAAAGGUGAGACACUGACGAAUAUAUUGCCUGUUUUUUAUACCAUUAAAAAUUCAUAAUGACGGUGAAAAAAUCAAACCGUUCCGGCGGUCUCGCUGCACUAGUGGCGCGACAGAAGCUCCACAAUGCCAACCAACAGCUCGAUAUCAUGACCAUAACUAAAUCUAUACCACAACAGAACUACAAUAUAAUUGUAGGCUUCAAUGAAAAAGACCAGCUACAACUCCUUAAUAAAGAAGAAGGUAACGACGAUGAUAAACAGAAAGUAAAUAAAGACUACACAGAACUGAAAGGCAGCAAAUGUGAGAAUAUCUCCAUAGAUGAUAUAACAAACUGUGCGAAUAUUGAGACUUAUCCAAAUUGUGAGAAAACUCUAGUCUUUUAUGUAACCAAAAAUCUUAAUAAAGAAGCGAUAGCUCUUAAAUUUGAAAACGAACAGGAUUUCAAGAGAAUUUACUUCACAUACAAAUAUUUUAAAAUGCGGAAUCGCUUGACGAAAAACACAAACAACUAUUCAAGUGGCGAUAGUUUGUUUUCUAAGAAGAAAACAUAUGAUUUGUUUAAGAAUAAGAAAAGUAUUGAUGAUUAUAAUCUGAAUGACAAAGGUCGGACGGAUUUCGAUUUGAUGCAUACAACAGACAAUGAUGGAGUAACUCAUAUAUCUGUACAGCAUAAAGGACUUAGCUCACGUUUCGAUCAACCCAUGAGUCUGAUUGGAAUAAGGAGUGACCUAAACGAUGUUGGUGAAAUAGAUAGUAUAAUAUAUACAGAUACAGAAAUUCCUGCAAAACCUGAUAGGAAGAGACUGUUUCAUAAGAAAGCGAAAGCACCUCCGCCUCCUUUGGUACUGAAAGAUACUCAACCAAAAGUUUUGAAGGGAGAAUUUGUAAGAGUAAAUGUUGAUAGAACACCAGACGUGAUUCCAAGAGAUAAUAAACUGAAUAAAAUACCAGAUAUUCUUAUGUUUAGAGAAAACAAACCGAAAUGGAAUAGUCCAACAAGCAAUUUGUGGUCAGCGAGUAAUAAAGUGACCGCUGGCUACGAGUCCGAUCGUGAGGAGUGGAAGAACAGUCGCUCGCAAUUCUCCACAACAGCGUUCGACAGUCUCGUGAGACCCAGUAAAAUGACUGUAGCGUUUACACUUAGAAAACCCCAAAGAUUGGAGCCGGUGCCACAGUAUUAUCGGUUAUCCAGUGAACCGAAACUAACACCAAUCACUUUUAGACCAAACAAUUAUAUCCAAAGGCCACCGAGACUACCACGUCCAGUACCAGAAAUGAACAGGAACCUACUCACUUCAGAUCACAGGAAGUUUACGUCUCUUCAAAACUUAGAAAUACCGAAGAAAUUGAGCGAACCUAAGAAACAGAAUGAGGUCAAGAAAACGAAUUAUUCAAACAUUUCGCACAGAAUCACAGGAUUGACAAACAAACUGAGGGACCUUGGUAAUCCUAGUAAUACAAUCGGUAGAUUUAAGGCCCAAUCACAUGGGGAUGUGGCUAACUUGAAGCCAGUUUUGAAGAUGAAUGGCCAAGAUGGAGGAAAGCGAUCAGUUAUAAGGACUUGCAGUGUGGAACCACCAAAGAAAGUGACAUUUAGCGCAUUUGCAACAGUGCAAGUUGUCUAAAUCUAUUGUGAAUAUACUAAUAUGUAUAUUAAUUUAAGAUAUUUGCCAUUGGUUUUAUUUAACAGUGGUGAAAUAUUUGUUUCAUGCUAAUUUGUAUUUCAGCACAGAAAGGAGCUUCAAAUUUUUGAACUCCAUUUACAAUUAAUGUUUCUAGUAUUUAGGCACUAAUUUUUGUUGUUUUCUUUUAUUAAUUAUGUUAGUUUAUUGUUUCGAUGUGGACAGGCCGGGAUUUUUGUGUAAAUAAUUCAUUACCUAUAUUUAAAAAUACGUUUGAAGUACGUAGAAAUAGCGCGUGUUUUUUUAUUACCUUUUAAUUUUCAUAACUUUAAUUUCAU
Achroia grisella is the source of this 1975-nucleotide messenger RNA. RefSeq lists its product as uncharacterized. The record is from RefSeq and is a predicted model, not a curated record. NCBI's taxonomy places the organism in Eukaryota, Metazoa, Arthropoda, Insecta, Lepidoptera, Pyralidae. The transcript has 4 exons. Bases 72 to 1640 code for a protein of 522 amino acids.